CCUUUACGAAUUGAUAGAAUUGGUAAUCUCCAAAGUUCGACGUGAGAUCAUCGGAUAAUUGAACAAACCGCCCAUUUCCUGAAUCGUCGGUUUUUAUAAGUCAAAGGGAGAAGAAAGAGAGCGUGAGAGAGGCUCACAAACACAGUGAAUGGGAUCGUCGGACGAUUUAUCGGUGGUGGUCUUGGCGUCAGAUCUGGGCAUAGACGCUCGAGCACUCUUGUCCCCUAGAUUCCGAGAAACUGAGAACUGGCAUGACUCCUCCAACUCUCUCCUUUCCGACGAAGACUUCUCCGAUCUCGACGACUUGCAAUUUUUCCGCAUCGAACGUGGCUCUGACAAAACUGGCAAUCGCAUCCUCCGCAUCGUCGGAAAGUACUUCCCUGCUCCAGUUAUAAAUGGGGAGCGGCUUAAAAGGUAUGUGUUUCACAAAAUAUUUACUGAGAUGCCAGAAGGUCCAUUCUGCAUUGUGUACAUGCAUAGUACAGUGCAAAAGGAAGAGAACUCCCCUGGCAUGACCAUCUUGAGGUGGAUAUAUGAAGCUCUUUCCCCUGGCUGUAAGGAGAGACUUCAGAUUGUAUACUUCAUCCAUCCUGGGCUUCGCUCAAGGCUCAUAUUUGCCACGCUUGGAAGAUUAUUUCUAAGUGGAGGCUUAUAUUGGAAAAUCAAGUAUGUUAGCCGCUUGCAGUACCUUUGGGAAGAUAUAAAGAAAGAAGAGCUUGAGGUCCCUGAAUUUGUGAAAAAUCAUGAUGAAGUCUUGGAGCACAGACCACUGACAGAUUAUGGGAUCGAACCAGAUCCUCUCCACUUAACUGGGAUUCCUGCCAUGGCCUCCUCCUCAUUUGGGAGGUAUGAAGAGAAAUGGACCUCUGGAGAGUUGACCGGCAUCUAGAGAGUUUAUGCAAUUACAGGGGUCGCGAGCUUUGUACAUAAUAAUGGUCUCAGCAUAUGCACCCGAAACUUGAUUUCAGCAUUAGGUGAUGCUUAUAAUUUGUAAAAGUAAAAAGGUAAUUUCGUUAAAGAAACAAAAGUGUGUUUGAUUGCUUUUUUGUAUAUAUGAUUGAUAUGUAUCAUAAUGUAUAUAAAGUGUGGUACUUAAUUCCCCCCCCCCCUCUUAUAUUUGUACUUUGAAUGUAAGGUUGCAUGUAUCAAAUACACCACUUGUAAGAUUGUGUUCAAUCAAGCGAAACGAUUCAAGUAUACAUUUGAAUUGCUUUUUGUGAAUAA
Messenger RNA from Ilex paraguariensis (yerba mate), 1224 nucleotides. The record is from the annotation of a GenBank genome assembly. Lineage: Eukaryota; Viridiplantae; Streptophyta; Magnoliopsida; Aquifoliales; Aquifoliaceae.